AUGCGCGCCGCGGGCGCCUUCACGGCGCUCGGCCUGGACCCCCUCCUGCUGGACGGCUGGUUCUCCGCGACGCUCCGCGACGCGAUCGCCGCGCAGCUCGCGGGCGGCGGCGCCGCGGGCGCGUUUGUGACGUUUGCGGAGGUGUGCGUGCUGACCAACGGGGCCGUCGACGCGAUCGCUCGCGGCCUGGUGGCGCGCGCCGGGCUGGAGGGGGUGGUGGCGCCCCUGCUUGACGUCAAUAUGGCUCAGGCCUUCAAGCCGGACCCGCGCGUCUACCGCUUCGCGGCAUCACAGCUGGGCCUGUCCCCCGGGCAGUGCAUGAUGGUUGCCUCUCACCCCUGGGACAUCAACGGCGCUCUCUCUGCCGGCCUGAGGGGCGCCUACGUGAAGCGGGGGGAGGCGUACCCCUCCUUCCUGAGGCGCCCCGAGGCGGUUGUGGGCGGUUUUGAUGAGCUGGCGGACCUGCUGCUCGGGAAGCCCGAGUGA
Messenger RNA from Monoraphidium neglectum, 486 nucleotides. Its product is annotated as 2-haloacid dehalogenase. The transcript is spliced from 4 exons. The coding region runs from base 1 to 486 and encodes 161 amino acids. NCBI's taxonomy places the organism in Eukaryota, Viridiplantae, Chlorophyta, Chlorophyceae, Sphaeropleales, Selenastraceae. The record is from RefSeq and is a predicted model, not a curated record.